Molecule: messenger RNA, 1285 nt
Organism: Paramecium pentaurelia
Lineage: Eukaryota; Ciliophora; Oligohymenophorea; Peniculida; Parameciidae
Source: the annotation of a GenBank genome assembly
AUGGCAUAAGCGUUGGCAGCAGAAAAUUAUGAAUUUAAAGCUGCUCCAGAAGUAGUGAAACCAAAGACCAAAUAUAGACCAUAAGUAAUAUAGUAAUCAGAAGAACAAAAGGAUAGGUUGAGAUUCAAAUUUAUAUAAAAAGUUCAUUACUUGGAUGCAAUAUAAUGUUUGACAAGAGAGUUAUAAGGGGGAAUACUUAUGCAAGUGUAUAAACUUAAGGUGAUAAGAAAUUAAUGACUUUGAAAUCAUUCAAAAAACCUACCUAAAAAGCAGUUACAUAAUCAAACUAUCCAAAUAGGCUCCUUAAACAUAAACCACUUAUCUACAUCCUUAAACACCAAGACCAUUUUAGAAUCGUGUGAAUAUUGACAUACAAACUGAUGAGUAUCUUGAAAUUCUAACUGAUAAACCUCCAGAAUAAGAAAUGGAUGCCUAAACAGAUUAUUAUAUAGAUAAGCCUCCUGAUAGAUUAUUUGUACCAAAGAAAAAUGGAAUUGAUAAAGUAUAAUAAAUUUAUACUAUUUUAAUAGGAAACAUAAAUAUGGGAAGGUGAUCUAUUCGAUUUUGACUAAGAAGUUGAACCUAUUUUAUAGGUGUUAAUGAAUAAAAUUUUGGAGUAAUCAAGAAUGGAAGUAUUAGAAGAAGAAGAAAUAAAAUUGAUGAAAUUAUAAUAAAAGCAACAUGAAAAAUAAAAGACAUCUGUUUUAUCAGAAAUGCAAAGAUUAGAAGCUGUUUAAUAGAGAUUAGAUUAAGAAGAAGCAAGAAGAAAAUUAUAAUAUGAAACAUUUCUUAAAAUAUAAAAACAAAGUCAUUAGAAAAUUAUCUGUAGAACUUUAUCAAAAUCUUUGAUAUCUCCUUUAAAGUAAAAUACAUUCAAAAAACUCUAAGAUUUAGGAGUUUAUAGAGAUCCUUUAGAAACAGCUUUAUUAUCUGAAUAUCUACCUUGGAUGUAUUCAAAUAUAUUGAAUGAUUUAAUUGAUGAAGAUGGAAAUUAAAGCAAUUUCAAUAGUAAAUUUAAAUAUAAUAUUUAGAUAUUUUAUUUGAUGUAGAAGAUUCACUUACAAAUGCACAUGCUAAUUCUAUUCUAAGAAGAAAAUAAUUUAUUGAAAAUCAUUAUGAAGAAAUUGCAAGAAAGAAAAGAGAAAAAGAGGAAAUGAAAAGACAAGAAGAAGAAAGAAGAUUAAAAGAAAUAGAAGAUUAAAGAUUAGCUGAAGAAGAAUUAGCUAGAUAAUUAGAAUAAUAGAACUUAGAACAAUAAGAAAAUUAAUAACAAGUGUAAUAAUGA